AUGUCUGUGCAGGCAGGACUCCCAAAAAUGUCCUACGAAGAAUUCAAAUCUCGACUGAUGGAUGUCAAGUAUUUGAAAAAACCAGAAAAAUCCGAGAGAGCAAAAGAACUUGUCCUCGACGGAGAGAUUCCAGAAAGUUUUGAUGCUCGACAGAAGUGGCCGCAGUGCAACUCAAUCAGCCUGAUUCGGGAUCAAGCUAAUUGUGGUAAAAACACCAAAAACGUACGUCUAACAUUGCAUCAAAAUCAUGUCUAG
Molecule: messenger RNA, 255 nt
Organism: Cylicostephanus goldi
Lineage: Eukaryota; Metazoa; Nematoda; Chromadorea; Rhabditida; Strongylidae
Source: the annotation of a GenBank genome assembly